CUUCCCAACUACCUACACAUAUCUUCAUCACAAUGGCUCAGAGUCGCACUGGAGUUUACGCCGCUGUUGCCGCCCUCGGUCUGGGUGGUUACUACCUCUACCGCGCCGGUGGUGACCCCAAGGCCGCUACGCAGGAGGUUAAGCACGAUGCCCACCUUGCCCGCUUGAACGCCCCCACGGGUAACCAGGCCGAGAAGGCCGGAGAGAAGGCCGGUUAUGAGGCUCGCUUGAACGUUGAUCAUGCGGUCGACUCCGCCCGCGCCGAGGCCAAGAACCAAGCCAGCCGCCUGGAGCAGAUCCGCCAGGACACCACCGCCGAGCUGAAGUCGGGCGCCGAGAAGAUCGAGUCCAAGGUCGAGGAGAAGGCCUCCGAGGCCAAGGGUGCCUUGUCGGGAUGGUUCGGCAAGAAAUAGACUUUUCUCUGGUUGCCUCGAGCAGACAGACCGACUGCUUCGAAACACAUUCGUGUGUGUGAGUGAGUUGAGUAGUUGUGUCUGAUGCCUCCUGGAAUAUCCUUCUUUCUGUCUUGUUGGGUCUCUUUUCCUCAUUUCACGGCGGGAGUUGAGUUGAUUCCUUUUGCGAUCUGUUUUUUGUUUUCGAAAAACCUCACGUUUGUGUUUCCUGAAGGAAGAAAAAGUGAGGGGAUUGCAUAUGUUUGGCUGGGCCUUGCGUGUGUGUUUCAUUUCUUUUUUUCUCUUGCUGUUAUCUGUGUCAUCGACGACGACGGAUGAUGGAUGAUGUUAUUUACCGUGAUGAUGGGUUCGAGGAGGUUUAUGAUUCAUACUAUACUCUAGUCGGUUCAAUAAUAUCUGAUUCCCAAC
Messenger RNA from Aspergillus aculeatus ATCC 16872, 821 nucleotides. RefSeq lists its product as uncharacterized. Bases 33 to 413 code for a protein of 126 amino acids. Lineage: Eukaryota; Fungi; Ascomycota; Eurotiomycetes; Eurotiales; Aspergillaceae. The transcript has 3 exons. The record is from RefSeq and is a predicted model, not a curated record.